UCCCAAGCCAAUUUCGAUAUAUUAUGACCGUGUUUACGAAAUCGCGAAAUAGACCAAGCAAUUGUGGAACUCAGCCGUCGUCGGCGGAACCAACUCCAAAGGUACCCACAACACAUUUCGAUGGCUUUCUCGUUUGAUGACAUUCCCACCCUUGACGGCAAAGUCGCGAUCGUCACAGGAUGCAACACUGGCAUUGGCCUCGUCACGGCGCGCGAACUGGCCAAGAAGGGCUGUCACGUCAUCAUGGCCAAUCGGUCGCGCGAGAAGACGACGGCGGCCAUUGCGGCGGUCGACGUCGCUGACAAAUCCAAGCUCGAGUUCCUAGAACUCAACUUGCUGAGCUUGCGCUCCGUGUAUGCGUUUGUAGACGCGUUCAAAGCUCGCAACCUCCCGCUGCAUCUCUUGAUCAACAACGCUGGCAUCAUGAAUCCUCCGUUCCAGCUGUCCGAGGACGGCAUCGAGUCCCAGUUCGCCACCAACCACGUGGCCCAUCACGCGCUCACCGUAGCGUUGCUGCCCAUCUUGGAAGCGUCGGCGCCGUCUCGCAUCGUCGUGGUCAGUUCGUCUGCCCACAACAUGGCUCCCCGACCAACUGGGUUGGACUUGGCCAACUUGAACGACCCGUCCAAAUACGCUAGCUGGAAGUGGUAUGGCCAAUCCAAGAUUGCCAACAUCUUCUUCGCCCGUGAAUUGAGUCGUCAGCUGGCCGCCCGCAACGUCAAGAACGUGUACGUGAACGCGGUCCACCCCGGCGUGGUCAAGACGGAGCUGGUGCGCCACACGUUUUGGCUGCUCAAGUGGCUCCUCUCGUGGUUCCAAAUCGACGCCGACGACGGCGCCAAGACCCAACUGUACGUCGCCACGUCGAACGAUGUCGUAGACAACGACUGGCAUGGCCAGUACUUUGUUCCGAUCGCAACCUUGUCCGAGACCAACAAAGCGGCGCUGAAUCCUGACGUUGCCAAGGACCUGUGGGAGUAUACCGAGACAUUGAUUCAAGAAAAGGUUGCCGGACACUCGAGUUAGAGUGUGGUGUGAAUACAUACGUGUAUAUAUAUAUGCAAACGCCCGGCCAUUCUCGUGCAUAUGAGUCGUACAUUACUGUAGUAACGUUGAGCCCAGUGUUCUAACAAUCCUGAAGCACUCGAAACCUAGUGUUGACGUGUGCAUAUUGCGCUCGAAGGCAGAGCAAUGGGUGCGGUCGCGUUUUGGAAGAG
Messenger RNA from Aphanomyces astaci, 1217 nucleotides. RefSeq lists its product as hypothetical. The record is from RefSeq and is a predicted model, not a curated record. Lineage: Eukaryota; Oomycota; Saprolegniomycetes; Saprolegniales; Verrucalvaceae. The transcript has a single exon. Bases 121 to 1026 code for a protein of 301 amino acids.